CAUCCCACCAGCCAGCUACACCAGCAAGGCCGGGCAGUGAAAGUUCUCUAGAGGGGUACAGGCACUGAGGUACCGCAAUAUGCCUCGCAAUGUCACCGUCAUCCAGACCACUACCAGCAGCAGCAACGUCCCAAUGGGAAGCCCGGGCUUAUUGGACAGAGGUUACUGCAGGUCUUACGCGGCUAUACUGAAGAUAUGUCAGAUGCUGACCUUGUUGAUUGGGUUCCUUUGCGUGAGACUGACAGUCUUUUCUAUUUUAAGCGUCUUCUGUUACUUUCAAGUUGUCACCAUUUGCUUCAUGAUUGUAAUCUUCAUCUUUUAUGUGAUCAACAUAUUUCGCUUCUACAGAAUGCUGACGUGUAUUUCAUGGCCUCUGACGGAGCUGUUGCAUUAUGCGAUCGGUACUAUUCUGCUUCUGAUUGCCUCUAUAGUGGUUGCUGUCAACAAUUAUGGACGUUCCUCGCUGAUAGCUGGCUCGGUGUUUGGAUUCAUUGCCACAUUCCUCUGUACAUUGAGCAUGUGGUUAUCCCACAAAGUCUCAUUUACAGCCCAAUCAACAGGAGCUACCUUAUGACUCACUGGCCGGCAGAUGAUUCCAGAAGUGAAGACAAGUUGAACAGUUCUACAAGCACUGUCUGACAGUUUUAUCAUUUAACAAAACGAUAAUGUGUUACAGUAAAGGGUCUUUGUAGUAUCAGAUUUUCUAUCACGUUUAUGAAACCAGACAAUGAGUAGAAGUUUUGGCAGUAAAGACUGAUAAGUAUGUCAUGGAAGUCAAAAUGAAACGUUUGUGAUUCAGAUAGUGUGUGCGGUUAAAGGUAUAAAGCUUAUUGCUAAGAAAGCAUGUUCAGGUAGGCUUAGGAGCGUGCACAUAUCUUGAGCACUAUUUAGUAGCAACAAUGUUUGUAUCAGUAUUUAGUGCUCAAGAAACGUGCAUGCUCUUGAGUCUACUUCAUUAUGCUUUAUUGGAAAGGAGCUAAGUUUCAACAAGGAUACCAACAAGAAAAUGGUAAUUUAGAGAACAGUAGAAACUCUUUUUUUUUUUUUUAAUUGUAUUCUGUAGCUUAAUCACAAAAGUCUCAUAUUGACUUCAAUUUACUUUUAAGUAAAAGCUGUCUAAAUUAAAACAUGAACAUUGCUUAUAUUGACAGAGAUGACCCCCACAGUAGGUUCAUUUAUCACAGGAAUUAUUUUACAUUUUAAUGUUCCCUCUUUUUUAAUUAAAAAAAAAUGUGUACAUUGUCCCUUUUAAAGGUAAUACUAAAAAAAUAACGAAUUCUUUUUAUUUAUUAAUUUGUAAAUAAUGCAUUACAACAAUAACACAACAGGAUAUGUGACAUAAUAUAUUCAUAAUAUAUACAGUACAGUAAUAUGUACAGUAUAUGGGCAAAUAUUGUACAUUUAGAGAAAACGUUCACUUAUAAUGCAAGACUGCGUUUCACAACUGUAUCCAUUAUCUGUAAGCUGCCAUGUCAAAGAGGCUCAAAUGUAAAAUAUUAUUAAAAAAAAGAGGUAAGAGGCAACCAGCUGAUAAGGAAUCCAUUUUGUGUUUUUGUUGUUAGAAAAUAGCACAAGACAAAUGUGAAGAUUAGAAUGUUACCUUAUUAUCGUUGACACAACCAAAUCUAUGUUGUUUGGCGGAAGUGAAAAGCUAUUUGCACUAUUAGCGCUGUUCUGUGUAUCCCACACAUGAAUGAGAGUCAUAUACAUGUUUUAGUUUGCUCCUGAACUGCUUUAUCAGUUUCUCCUCUUCUUAUGCUAGAGCUUAUAUUUAUUUGUUAUUGUUUGUCAUUUAUUAUCACUUCUAUUAUUCAAGGUAAAGUAAUUAUCAAACUCCUGGUCCCAUAUGAGCAUUGGACAGUCUUUGAAGUGGGAUCUUCACUUGCUAUGGCUUUGUAUUGGAGUUCCUUUAUUUACUGUAAUCAGUUGACAAGUCACACUAUUUAUAUUCUUUUGUAAAGGUGGUGCUUUCCUAGAAAAUAGAAUAUGUUUACAGUUCCCAUCUUCUUGGUUGUUUUAUCAAUAUGUUUAUCUGUCUGUGCUGGAAGGGAAAUUAAAGGGACAUAUGCAUAGUAUUAUGGUAAUUCUUCACCUUCCUCUAGUCAUGGGUGCUGCCAUGUUGAAAUCUAUCUUUCACUGCAUUCCAGUGCUAACCUGUUUGCACAUGUGCAGUGACUCACCUUCAGAUACCUGCAGUGUUAUCUAUGUUCCAAAUGGUUACACCUAUAAUUAGAGGGAGGAGCAUGAUAUGUAUUUAGUGUUUAUUUAAAUGAAAAAAAAUAUAAUGCAAUUUAUGCACUAUUUGAACAUGUAAAUACAAUUUAUUUUUGCAUUACAAUGUUAAGUUUAUGUUAAACUGAGCUUGAAAUCAGCUUUAAAAUCAGAGGAAGCACGUUAGUGUGCAGAACAUACCAUGGGAUAUUACAUUGCUUACUGGCUGGAAGGAACAAUACACAAGCAUAAAAAUGCAAAAAAUGAUUAUUAUUAUGGAUGGGAACAUACAAGAAAAUAUAUACUGUAUAUGUGUGUGUAUAUAUAUCUAUAUAUCUAUAUAUAUUUCAAAAUGUAAUUUUUAAUGCAACAGACAUACAAAUUACUUUAAAAUCGCUUUAAGAAAAAUAUCUAAUAAAUUUGGUCUGCUAGAGGGUUUCCCAAAUGUAUUCCUGUUGCAUAUUCUCUUUUUAUUAUUCAGUUAUGUAUAGCUUUGUUUUGUAAUACAUUUCUCUGUAGUAUACAGGUGGCCCUCGGUUUACGCCGGUUCAAUUUGUGCCGUUUCAGAAUAACAACCUUUUUUUUCAGUCAUGUGCAGUAAUUAAAAUAGCCAGUAGGUGGAGCUGUCCGCUUGUUUUGCAGCAAAGUUAUGCAACUUAACAGGUCUGAAAUUGAUCUGUGUACACAGAAAAGACAUUAGCUAUCGAGCAGCCACUUCCCUAUUAUCUUCCUGUCCAGCAGCUUCAGGUGAGGGUGUCUAACUGCCUAUAAAUCACUGCAGAUUGAAAUGCAUAGAAUAGGUGCAGACCCAAUAUUAUCUAACAUACAUAUUAGGUGCUGUUAGCAAAUGUUUUUGUUCAUUAAAUUUAGUUUGAUGAUGAUACAAUCUAUAUUAUUAGAUUUAUAAUGCUGUUUAGCAUUUAAAGUCUUCAUUUCAAAGCUUUAAAAAUGUUUUAGGUGUUACUUAUGACAAUUUUGAGAGGGGCUUCGAACCGAACUCCCUCACUUCCCAUUGACUUACAUUAUAAACUGGGUUUCAAUUUACAACGGUUUCGAUUUACAACAAUUCCACCUGGAACCUAACCCCGGCGUAAACUGAGGGCUACCUGUAUUUUAAUUUCUAAGGCACUAUAGUGCUUACUGUGCUUUUUCACUGCUACUUUAGAGGCAGUAGUUUAAAGGAACAGAAAACAUCUUAUAAUUACACCCCCCCCCCUAUUAAACUCUCAUGAUUCAGAUAGAGCAUACCAUUUUAACCCCUUACCUGAUGAACCAUAUCCUGAGCUGUUUUGGAGCCUUUAGAUACUUCUCCCAAUCAAGCCCUGCUUUAGGCUCACAUAUAUUAUAUAUUCUUGUUUUCAGCAGACCCAGCACCCAGCAGAUUCAAAUUAAACCAUUAUAUAUAUAUAUAUAUAUAUAUAUAUAUAUAUAUAUAUAUAUAUACUGUGUGUGUAUAUAUAUAUAUAUAUCAUAACAUGUUCAAACUUUACAACGAAAUGUGUGUGGGAAAAAUUAUAUUUUCAUUUAAAUUUUAAUAAAGAAGGCUGAAAAAUA
This is a messenger RNA of Bombina bombina (fire-bellied toad), 3765 nucleotides long. It is a transcript of the gene CMTM7, whose product is annotated as CKLF like MARVEL transmembrane domain containing 7. Gene Ontology annotation, cellular component: membrane. NCBI's taxonomy places the organism in Eukaryota, Metazoa, Chordata, Amphibia, Anura, Bombinatoridae. The record is from RefSeq and is a predicted model, not a curated record. Bases 80 to 574 code for a protein of 164 amino acids. The transcript is spliced from 5 exons.